Molecule: messenger RNA, 3153 nt
Organism: Amyelois transitella
Lineage: Eukaryota; Metazoa; Arthropoda; Insecta; Lepidoptera; Pyralidae
Exons: 3
Coding region: 1-3153 (1050 amino acids)
Source: RefSeq, a predicted model, not a curated record
AUGACGCUGCGCACACCAAGACGUCGUAUUUCUCCUCGAACCAAGCGUCGGUACCGAGCCAUCAAAGACUUCUUUCGACGGGCGAUAGGAAACAGUUCGCAAGCCGAUAUCCAAAUUAAUUCUAGUAUUGCUGUGAACGUAACCGAUUUGAAACACCAAAUAGUGGGCAUUGAAAAACAACUAAAUGAAGUCAGCAAACAUUUGAUUUGCACAGAAUGUACUUCAAUGACAAAUGAUUCCUCAUCUACUAAUAAUUCUGUAAAAACUGAUACAAUAGUACUAAAGCCAGAAACAUCAAAUUCACGAGAAAGUAAAACUAAAUUUUUGUAUAAAACAACCAAUGACAGAAAAUCUGACGAAAGUGAAAUAAUAGAGAAAUCAGAAUCUGAUCGUAAUGACUUGAAACAUGUUCCAUCUAAAAAAUCUAAACACAAUCAAAAGAAUAUCCGUGACAUGAAAAAGAGUAAACGCCCGGAAUUCAAUAUGGAUGAACCUUACCCAUAUUUAGGAAAACACAAAUCAAAAUCGACCUAUGAACGUUUCUCAUCAGCUUACUCAACUAACAGCUACCAUUCAAUGAUUGACCCAAGAUGUAAACGCACUUUACAUGAAGAUUAUGAGGAUCGCCGCCACUCAGGACAUACGGGACACUCCAGGCAUCGUCCUCGCGAAAGAGUGGAAUGCCAAAGAGAAUUACCGCAUACUGAACGCAAAGAGAUCUCUGCAAAAAGACCUGUCCGUAAUGAAGACAAAUAUACGAGGCGGCGAAAAGAGAAAUCUUCAAAGGAAACCUGUGAAUUAGAUCCAGAUUUUAUUAAUAACAUCAUAAAACGACAAUACAGACCAGUUAAAAUAUUUGGCAGAAGAGAAUCAGAUCUAAGCCAAUUUUCUGCUCCUAUUUGCCGUGACCAGGAAUAUAAGGUCCGUGAAAAUAUAAUGGAAGGGUCAGAUUUAUGUUCUUGUUGUUACGCUGAUCGAAAACCUCGAUUUGUGCCAUACAAUAAUGUUAGUGAUAUGAGAAGUAUAUGCGAUACGAGACUUUACAGCUCAAACAGAAACAAUCGACAAAAGACUCAUAGGCGCCAUACUAACAUUUACAAUGAUUCCUCCAUGUAUGAUGUAAUUCCCGUUAGGGAAAGAUCGAGUCCUAAAUCAAGAAAAAAGUUUAUAGAUGAUAUGAUAUCUCCAUCAUAUUAUAAAGAGGUACCUCCGUCACCCAGGACCCUCCGACCUCGUUUAAAUUUGAGAGCACAACAAUAUAAUAACAUGGACUUUGAAGAAGACUACGAUUACAGAAGUAGAAAGUAUUCUCCAAGACAUCAAAAUAACAUGGAUUCUUACAGCAAUAAAUCUUCAAAUUCAAUGGUUCAUAAAAGUGUAUGUAAUUUUAAAGGAAACAAACAAGACACUGUUCAGCAAAUAAUGGGUAUAACAAGUUGCCGUGACUCUUUGCCCUCACCAAUAUUUAAUAACGAAGCAGGAAAUGUUAACCAAACCCAAGCCGCUAACACGUCAAUUAAUAAGUCACAAGACAUAGAAAGUAACACUGAUAAAACCGAUAAAGCACUGUGCGAAAUUAAGGAUAUUCUGCAGAAUUUCUUACUAGAAAUUAAAAAAGAUAGUAUUUCUCAAAUGGUAAAGGAAAAUAGAGGUAAUGGUCAAGAGAACCAAUCCACUCAGAUGAAACAAAAUAAUGUCAAAAUAAAAUCGAGCACUGAAGAACCAAGUCACAGUGAUCUUAAUAACUGCAGCAUGGGUCCAUUUUCAAUACCGCCAUCACCUUAUUUACCACCACCGUAUAUAAAUCCUUGUUGCUUUCCAAUAUUUCCUACGUAUCCAGUAAAUUGCAUGCAGAAUAGCUAUGUAGUACCGAGUCCUAGUUUCACGUGUGCCACCUGCAAUAAUAAGGUAGAAGAGUCGUUAAAUGUAAAUAAGGAAAAUGUCGCCAAGGCUAAAACUAAAACAACCAAUAACACGGAAACAGAUAAAUUAAUUAAAGAAAUUUAUAAUCUAGUCACUCAGUCGCCUCCAACCACGCGCAAGAGAGACGAUAAAAGUAUCGCUUCACAUAAAGCAGUAUCGGACAAGAAGGCAGUUGUAACAAGAAGCGUUGGUGACAGUAUUAGAAUCACAAGACACGAUGCUAAUGUUGGGACGCCAAAAUUGAAAUAUUACUCCAAAAGCUGCGAGGCGAUUGGCUCUCCAUUAGAAGAGGAACAUACUGCCCGAACUACUGCGAGCUAUUCAGACACAGUUCUGGACAAAUUUAGUCUAGAUGCAACAGCUGCAGAUACAACUUCAACAGAAACAGAAGUCAGCACUGAUCGUUCUACAGAAAAGAAGGACCAAAGUGGUGAAGGUAAUCGACUUUCCAAAGUACUCCGUUCUUUCGGACUUCUUAAAAAGAAAAAGAAAGACGUGAUUGAAGAAGAAGAUGAAGACGAGAGCGAAAGCGAAAGUUCUACUGAAGUAGAAAUUAAAAAGAAAAGAAAAAAGCCAGUGUUUCCCCAAGAAGUAUUCAAUUACGCUGUGCAUGGCCAGGAAUUUUUCCAUCUUCCUCCAAUACCGCCCCACCUUCAUCCUGAAUAUCUCGCACACCAACAAAACUUGCUUCAUCAUCACUUCAGUCCAUAUUCAAGAUAUCCCGCCCCGUUAAUUCAACCUACCGCUCCGCCGUGCCCCUGUGCAAGUCCCCAUCCAGAAUAUAGUCCACCCUAUAAGCCGCCUGAAGUUCCGUUAUGCCUCAAAGAAAUAGAAGUGAGGAGUGCCGGAACCCAAAGUGAUAGAAAGCUACCCUUUUUCGGAAAAUUUGGCAAGAAGAAGCCACCUGACAUUCAGAUGCUGAUGCAGCGUAAUUCGAUGCCGCCGCCGAGGAAUUGUUCAACACAGACUGCUCAAAACAAACCAGGUUUCUGGCAGAAACUUAAUACACCUAAACCAAUGACAGAGUCUGACCCACGUAUGUUCUCGUUUAAAAAACAGAAGGAACUAGCCUCAGGAGAUAAAAAGCUGAAGAACGCAAUGUUGAAAAAAUUAUUUCAUAAAAAAAAUCCCUUCUCUCCAAAUAAUCUGAUUGUGAAGACUUUGAUGGGUAGGGACCCAUCUAGUUUUGGAGAACCGCCCGUGAUGUACCGGCCUAGAAUGUUCCUGUAA